AUGGACGUAAUUGGCAUCUCGUCCUCCUCCUUACCCGUCCCCUCCUCCUCCCUACCUGUCGGCACUGGCAACUCCUCCUCGUUACCCAUUGCCACUGGCACCUCCUCCUCCUUCCACAUAGAACUUCUUUGCUGGUAUACCAGUGACAUGAUCGAGGAGUGUGCGAUGCGGAGGAGGGAUGGGUCUUGUUCCUUGGGGGCUAGCAUCAAUAAGGAUGUAACCUUUCUUUUUUUUGAUGACUACGAUCGUCUUCUUGAGUUGUCGCAGUGUUUGAAUGGUUUGGAUCGCCCAAACAUUCCCAAAGUACACGCUGUGCUUGAUCAGGAGGAGUUGACACUCGUGGUGGAUCGGGUCCCCCGCGUUCCGGUGAAAAAAUGGCUCGAGCACGAAACUAGAAGGUGGGCUAUGUGGACCGUAGUUUCGGAAGGAGACGAAUACCAGUAUCUGGAACUUGAAGAAAAACAUCACCAACUUUUUAGGUGCAUUGCUAGGACAUUGGGCUAUCUUCACACAAAAGGAAUAUGUCAUGGAAAUCUGCAGGAGGGUGUUUGGGUGACGGAGCCGACAGAGAACAAUGUUCGAGUCUUGCUUACAAAUUUUAAUAGGAGUAUUGAAUUUCCGAUUGGUUUCAAGCAAGAUUUGGACGACUUGAAGGGCCUUGUGGAGUAUGCUGUCCAGAAACACUCCAAACAAAUCAGAUUCAACAAGAAGUUACCAAAGGAACCUCCUGCUCUCCAGGCAUUUUAUAACCUCUACACUGAAAUGAAAAAACUCGAAGAUGACCUCGAAGCAAUGAGGGAAUUUGCAAUGUUUAUCUACUGGGCUCCAAUCUUCCACGACUGGAGAGAUAGGCGAGAUUUUGUCAAGUUAAUUGAAAAGUUUUCACUCCAGAGUUUCAACAAGUUUGAGCAGCUGUUGAUUUUUGAUUCUAAGGCGGAUUCAAACGCAAAAGUUCCUGGGAAAGUGUUCAGUUAUGCCAUUCCAGAACUAAGAGGCUGGAUGACGAAAAUAGAACAACCGGGAGUAAAAUCUGAACUUGUGAGAUUGUACAAUGAUGGGAGUCGUGGUCGGGCAUACCAGGAUUCUGGGGGAAUCUACUGGUUGCACCGAUGUGGGCUUUAUUACUAUCGAAGUGAAGGGUCUAGGGAUUCUGAACAAGCAGCAAUGGAGGACCUACUUUCAGCGUUCCCUAAUGCAAUACCGAUGAUAAUGAAGGCUCUCAUUCGUAUAUUUGGUGGUGGAAAAGUCAAGAAUUUCAGGAAAAAUCUGGAGUUCUAUUUAGAAAAAGGCUUGUAAAAAUCACUUGGAGGCAUUCGCUCAAGCAGCAGAUUAUAGUCCUCGCAACCUCAUCUGGAUGGGGAAUUGAAGGUUUUAGUUACUCUUGGAUAUCGAGGGCAUCUGACGAUGUGGACGAUAGUGCAUUUGCAGGUGGUAAUACCUUCGGUAUUCCUUAUUAUUGUCGUUUUCUUUAUCUCUUUCUGUUCUUGUUUGAAAUGCUAGAGUUACUGUUGGAUAAAUGCACUGCUAAGUGGGUAUAAGGUACGGUUGACCUUUGUGAUCCGGUUCAAAGUAGCCAGAAGUCAGCUAUGGCCUAUAGGUUAAGACAGUUGUAGUCCACACUGAAUAGUAAUGAAUUACCUUCUUUUUAUGAGUUUUCAAGGCAUCAAGGCUCUUGUUACAGAAAAGGAAGUGCUUCCGCGAAUCUUAAAUUUGUAAAGAAGAAAAUUUUGCGAUUAGAUUC
Rhododendron vialii is the source of this 1741-nucleotide messenger RNA. RefSeq lists its product as uncharacterized. The transcript is spliced from 6 exons. The coding region runs from base 1 to 1296 and encodes 431 amino acids. The record is from RefSeq and is a predicted model, not a curated record. NCBI's taxonomy places the organism in Eukaryota, Viridiplantae, Streptophyta, Magnoliopsida, Ericales, Ericaceae.